AUGCGCCCGGCGGCGCCCGGUCGCCGGCCGGGGGGCGUUCUUUUCAACUUUCCCUUACGGUACUUGUUGACUAUCGGUCUCGUGCCGGUAUUUAGCCUUAGAUGGAGUUUACCACCCGCUUUGGGCUGCAUUCCCAAGCAACCCGACUCCGGGAAGACCCGGGCCCGGCGCGCCGGGGGCCGCUACCGGCCUCACACCGUCCACGGGCUGGGCCUCGAUCAGAAGGACUUGGGCCCCCCACGAGCGGCGCCGGGGAGUCGCGUCUCGGAGGGCGCGCGCGGGCUCGCACGCACGCGCGCGGGGCGCGGGAGCCCGCGAGGAGGGUCCCGAGAAGGGGAGGCGCGGAGGCCCGCGGCCGACCGCCCCGGGCCCCCCCCCCUCCCCGCGCACACGCGGCACCCCGACCGACCGACCGACCCCCGGCUACCCGUCGCCCCUCCAGGAGGAGGCGGCGGCGGCGGCCGGCGGCCGGCGGGCGGCGGGCGGAGAGGGAGAGGCCGAGGCGGGGCGGGGAGCACGAGCCGGCUGCCACGGAACGGACGGGGCGCGGGGCGGCGGAGGGGUGGACGCGGGCGGGAGGGUCGGGGCACGCGCGGGCGCCGAAGCCCGAGCGGGCGACGGACGCGCCGCGCGCCCCCUAUCUUCCCCCCGCCCCCACCACCGCCCCCGCCCUCGCGGCGGGAGCUCCGGGGCGCGAACCGCGGCGCGGCCGCGGCCCGGGGGGAGAGCGCGCAGCGGCGGGCAGACGCCGCGGCGUCCCGCGGGUCGCCGCCGAGGCACGCGUCCCCGGGGCGCGGACGCGCACGCGGACUCGGCCUCGGGCGCGAGCCGCCCGUCCCGACGGGGCGAGGGCCGCGGGGGGUGUGGCCGGGAAGCGGGCACGGGCCGCGGACGCACGGCGCCGGGGAAGCCGCCGCGGGCGUGGGGGUGGGCGGGGCGCCAGCCGGGCGCCGGGACACGCCGCCGCCUCGGGCAGGACGGCGAACGACGGCGGACCGGAAGACGCGACCCCACCCCCGCCACCACCGCGGGCCCCCGCCGCCACGUGGCGCGAGACCGUCCCCAACCCCCGACACCCCGCGCGCAGCAACACCCAAAGGCCGCUUGCGGCGCGACGAGGCGCUCCCGGGGACGCGGGAGGGGCGCGCGCACGCGCCGCACACGGCCACGGGCCACGCGACGACCGCCGGGCAGCCCCCUCCCGACGGCCGCGGCGGCAGUGACCGUGGCGCGCCACGCCGCGCGCCACCCCGGCCCCUCGGGGGACGGCGGAGUCCGGGGGAGACGGGAGGUACCUGGAAAGGGGAAGGCGGGCGAGGGGCACGGCGCGCCCCCACGGGCCACCGCCCCGACGCCGACCACCGACCGCCGACCACCGCGCCCCCGCCCGAGGCCGCGCGCGGGCCUCGGCGCUGCCGGCCCGUGACACACGGGGGGCCCCCGCCGCGCGCCGGUCGACCGCCGCCCGGAGGGCCCCGCCGGGCGCCGGACAGCCAGCCCCACCGGCCCCCCCCGGAACGGGGCAGAGCCCAGAGCGGCGGGACGACCGACGACGACCGGCCGAGGCGGACCGGUCCAGGGCCGGCGGCGCGGGAGGCGACGGGGCAGGGCGAGCGGCCCCGCGACGGGGAGAGCCGCCGCCCGUCACGCCGCACAGCCCGCGAGACGCGACCGGAGGACCCGCGCCGCGCGGGGUCCGCGGGCCGGGGUGGGGGAGAGGCGGUCGUGGCCGGCGCCACGGGCGAUAGUCAAGUUCGACCGUCUUCUCAGCGCUCCGCCAGGGCCGUGGGCCGACCCCGGCGGGGCCGAUCCGAGGGCCUCACUAAACCAUCCAAUCGGGCGGGGCGGCGGAGGCCGGGCGGCGAGGACGCGGCGACCGGCCCGCGGGGGGGGCGAGACCGGGGACCCCCGUCCCGCGCUCGGGCGAGCGCACCGGGGCGGGGGGCGCCCCCUCGUCCGGCACGCGACGGCGGCGGCGGCGGCGGCGACGACGACACGGGCGACGGAUCGGGGCCGCGGCGGGCCCGGGAAGCGAGGCACACCGGGGCACGGCCCCGGGGAGCAGCAGACGGCGAGGGGACCGAGGCGGACGGACGGACGGAGAGGGGCACCGACGGGAUGCGGCCACGCGGGGCCGACACCACGCGACCGGCGGCGGAGGUGGGGUGGCCGCGCGCCACCGCGAGGGGAACGGCCCAAAGCGACCCGGGGGAGGGGACGCGAGUCGGCCGCCGGGGCCCACCGCGGGAUCUCACCGCCACAGGCCCUCCCGGCACAGGGGCGGUCCCGCGGCACCACCCGGGGACGACCGCCUGGCGCCCCCACCCUCGCGGGGCUCACGCCCACCGCCACCCCCGGAGCCGCAGCCGGCCCGGGGAGAACACUCUCCCGCCGCACACCGGCGCCCCCUCCUCCCCCCCCACGGCCCUGACGCGCGCGGGGCCCCCCGCCCCGCCCCCCUCGCUCAGGGCUCCGAGGGCACUGCUCCGCCCGGGGACGCCACCGGCCCGGCAGAGGCCGGGGGACGACACCCACGUGAGGCGAGGCGAGGCCGGCUCGGGCCCAGACAGGGGACCGGAACGCGGGCGGUCGCACGCGCGGGACGAGGAGAGGCGAGGCCGGCGGCGGCGGCGGGGAGGGGCCGGCAAGCACGCACGGCGGGGGCCGCGGGACAGGGACGCGGGCGCCGUCCGGGGACCAGAGGAAAGAGACCGGGCACGCGGCCGGGCCCCCAGGAACACCAGCGCGGGAUCCCACCGCCACCCGCACGCGAGGGCGGUCCCGCGACGCCCGGGGCGCCGGCCGGCCCCGGCCAUCCCCGGAGCGUGGCCCACGACCCGGCCCCGCCGCCAGGGCCGGCGAGCCGUCCACCCGUCUUCCGCCAUCCAUCCGCGACAGGUCCGUCUUCCGUCUGAGUCUGAACCCCGAGGCGCGACACCCCGGGCACAACGCUCUCGAGCGAGGCGGCCCGGACCGUGA
Molecule: messenger RNA, 2979 nt
Organism: Budorcas taxicolor (takin)
Lineage: Eukaryota; Metazoa; Chordata; Mammalia; Artiodactyla; Bovidae
Product: collagen alpha-1(I) chain-like
Exons: 8
Coding region: 1-2979 (992 amino acids)
Source: RefSeq, a predicted model, not a curated record